UGAAUUUUCAGAAAGUGAGGCGACUGGCCUCGACGUCCGCCCAACGUCCCUUAAAUACCCCUCAGGCCACUUCCGCUUCGCUCGCCUGUGCCCUCUCCCCUCUCCCUCCAUCUUCCCAUCUCCUCCAGUGCAGACUCGUCCAAAAUGUCUUCGAAAGCCAUUCGUGAAUAUGAUGCUAAGCUCCUCCUCGCGUACUGGUUAGAGCGCGCUCCUGCGGUCGACUCCAACGCCCAGGUUGCGACUCCGUUCGUCUACCCUUCCCCCAAAGUCGCUCAGAUUUCCUGGGAUUCCGCUACCAACGCGAUCACCCCCGACACCCAGCUGCCCAGCUGGGUCUUCACGACGAAGCUUGUCGCGAAACCUGACCAACUGAUCAAGCGUCGUGGAAAGGCCGGUCUUCUCGCUCUCAACAAGGACUGGGAAGAGGCGAAGGAGUGGAUCCGGCAGCGCGCGGGCAAGCCGCAGAAGGUCGAGUCCGUGACUGGCACACUCAACAACUUCAUUGUCGAGCCCUUCCUCCCUCACCCCUCUGAUGCCGAAUAUUACGUCUGCAUAAACUCCGAGCGCGAAGGCGACUAUAUCCUCUUCACCCACGAGGGUGGUGUCGAUAUCGGCGAUGUUGAUGCUAAGGCUCUCAAGCUGAGCCUCCCCGUCAACGCGCCAUUCCCGUCGCGUCAGACAAUCGCCGACACCCUUCUGAAACACGUCCCUGCGGCCAAGAAGGAGACUCUUGUCGACUUCCUCAUCCGCCUUUACUCUGUCUACGUCGACCUGCACUUUGCGUACCUCGAGAUCAACCCCCUCGUCGUCCUCGAUGGCGUCAACGGCGGCCAGCCCACCAUCCACUACCUCGACAUGGCUGCAAAGCUUGACCAGACUGCCGAAUCGAUCUGCGGACCUAAGUGGGCCAUUGCCCGUGAUCUGUCCGUCUACGAGUCCGGUUCCCAGGCGGUCACAUCUAAGGGCAAGGCUGUCUCUGCUGAUCGUGGCCCUCCCAUGGUUUGGCCUGCGCCUUUUGGCCGCGACCUUACGAAGGAGGAGGCGUACAUCCAGAAGCUCGAUGCUUCGACGGGUGCAUCGCUCAAGCUUACCGUCCUUAACGCCGAGGGUCGUAUUUGGACCAUGGUUGCUGGUGGUGGCGCUUCGGUCGUCUACUCCGAUGCUAUCGCUGCCCAUGGCUUCGCUCAUGAGCUCGCCAACUACGGCGAGUACUCCGGUGCUCCCUCCGAGGGACAGACUUAUGAGUAUGCUAAGACCAUUCUCGAUCUCCUGACCCGUGGCACUCCUCGCCCCGAUGGCAAGAUUCUCAUCAUUGGUGGUGGAAUCGCCAACUUCACAAACGUCGCCGCCACCUUCAAGGGUAUCAUCCGUGCCUUGAAGGAGUUCAAGGCCCCCCUCAUCGCGCACAAGGUCAAGAUUUACGUCCGUCGUGGUGGCCCCAACUACCAGGAGGGUCUCAAGGCAAUGCGUCUCCUUGGCGAGUCGCUCGGCGUCCCCAUCAAGGUCUACGGCCCUGAUACUCACAUCACCGCGAUCGUUCCUCUUGCCCUGGGUGUGACAACCAAGCAGUCGAACCUCCACUCCAUCGCGCCCACCCCUAUCAGCCCGCCUUCCCCCAAGGGUGCCGCCUCUGGCAAGGACAUCGAGCCUGAGCCCACCGUCGGCACCAUCCACCCCGAUGGCGAGCGCACCCAGCCUCAGGACCAGAUUGUCAACUUCGACAAGAAGACUGGCGUUCACCACUCCCGCCCCUCGUACCGCCCCUUCGAUGCGCAGACCCGCUCGUUCGUGUAUGGCCUCCAGCCUCGUGCGAUCCAGGGCAUGCUCGACUUCGACUACUCGUGUGGGCGCGAGACGCCCAGUGUCGCGGCGAUGAUCUACCCCUUCGGCGGCCACCACAUCCAGAAGUUCUACUGGGGCACCAAGGAGACGCUCCUCCCCGUCUACACCAGCGUCGCAGAGGCGGUCAAGAAGCACCCCGACGUCGACGUCGUCGUCAACUUCGCCUCGUCGCGCUCCGUCUACUCGAGUACGCUCGAGAUUUUCGAGUUCCCCCAGAUCAAGAGCAUCGCGCUUAUCGCUGAGGGAGUCCCUGAGAGGCACGCACGCGAGAUCCUCCACCUUGCGAAGCAGAAGGGCGUCCUCAUCAUCGGUCCUGCGACCGUCGGUGGCAUCAAGCCUGGCUGCUUCAGGAUCGGUAACUCUGGAGGUAUGAUGGACAACAUCAUCGCCUCCAAGCUCUACCGCCCUGGCUCCGUUGGCUACGUCUCGAAGUCUGGUGGUAUGUCGAACGAGCUCAACAACAUCCUCUCCCUCACUACCAAUGGUACCUACGAGGGUAUCGCCAUCGGCGGUGACCGCUACCCCGGCUCGACCUUUAUCGAUCACUUGCUUCGCUACGAGCAGGACCCCGAGUGCAAGCUCCUCGUUCUCCUCGGUGAGGUCGGUGGUAUCGAGGAGUACCGCGUUAUCGAGGCCGUCAAGAAGGGCAUCAUCAAGAAGCCCAUCAUCGCCUGGGCGAUCGGCACCUGCGCCAAGAUGUUCACGACCGAGGUGCAGUUCGGCCACGCCGGCUCGCUCGCGAACUCGGACAUCGAGACCGCGGACGCGAAGAACACGGCCAUGCGCGCUGCGGGCUUCAUCGUGCCCGACACGUUUGAGGACCUGCCCGAGGUGCUCAAGCAGACGUACGAGCGCCUCGUCGCGGGCGGGACGAUCAAGCCCCAGCCGGAGCGCGAGCCGCCUGUGAUCCCGAUGGACUACAAGUGGGCGCAGGAGCUCGGCCUCAUCCGCAAGCCUGCCGCGUUCAUCUCGACGAUCUCGGACGAGCGCGGGCAGGAGCUGUUGUAUGCGGGCAUGCGCAUCUCGGACGUGUUCAAGGAGGACAUCGGCGUUGGGGGCGUCGUCAGCUUGCUCUGGUUCAAGCGCCGGCUGCCGUCGUGGGCGACCAAGUUCAUCGAGAUGGUGCUCAUGCUUACUGCUGACCAUGGCCCGGCGGUGUCUGGCGCUAUGAACACGAUUGUCGCGACUCGUGCGGGCAAGGACCUCAUCUCCUCGCUUGCGUCUGGUCUCCUCACGAUCGGGUCCCGCUUCGGUGGUGCGCUUGACGAGGCUGCGAGCAUGUUCUCGAAUGCUCGUGACACCGGUCUUACCCCUCGCGAGUUCGUCGACACCUGCAGGAAGCAGAACAAGCUCAUCAGUGGUAUUGGCCACAAGAUCAAGAGCGUCAACAACCCCGAUCUCCGAGUGGAGCUCGUCAAGGAGUAUGUGCGCAAGCACUUCCCGAGCCACAGCCUGCUCGACUACGCGCUCGCGGUCGAGAAGGUUACGACGUCCAAGAAGGACACGCUCAUUCUCAACGUCGACGGAUGCAUCGCUGUCUCCUUCGUCGACCUUCUCCGCGACUCGGGCGCAUUCACCCCGGAGGAGGCGGAUGAGUACAUCAAGAUUGGCACUCUUAACGGCCUCUUCGUCCUUGGGCGCAGCAUCGGCUUCAUCGGCCACCACCUCGACCAGAAGCGUCUCCGCGCGCCGCUCUACCGCCACCCCGCGGACGACAUCUUCAUCAACAUGGCGGACGUGUCGCAGCCGCGCGUGCUCGGCAAGAUGGCGUAGACGUCCCGACGUUGUCUGCUUUUCCGUGCUUGUUGGUUGUUGUGCUUCCAGCGGAUUGAUUGUUGUGGGGGAUACUAGAGAGGGGAAAGAAGUGCUCAUUCCUCGAUUCAUCUGAUACGACGAUUACAUACGACAUACCAAACGACCAUCGCCACCCAUUCAUCGCUCACUACCGGCUCUCGUUGUACUAGCGUUUGAUUAGUUUGUGAAAUAUAAUGCCACUAUAGAUCUCUUUACCUUCG
Molecule: messenger RNA, 3857 nt
Organism: Dichomitus squalens LYAD-421 SS1
Lineage: Eukaryota; Fungi; Basidiomycota; Agaricomycetes; Polyporales; Polyporaceae
Product: ATP-citrate synthase
Exons: 8
Coding region: 145-3615 (1156 amino acids)
Biological process (GO): acetyl-CoA biosynthetic process; fatty acid biosynthetic process; tricarboxylic acid cycle
Cellular component (GO): cytosol
Molecular function (GO): ATP citrate synthase activity
Source: RefSeq, a predicted model, not a curated record